AUGCGCCGACAUAACGGGCUCCUGUCGUCGUGCGAGCCCUGCCGCCGAACCAAGCUUCGCUGUGACCACCUCGUCCCCACGUGUGGACGGUGUCGCCGCACGCACAAGGCGGCCGCCUGCGUGUACAGGCCAAAUCUAACAAGGACCGCACCAUCGACGGCACAAACUGCUGCUAUAAAGACAUCUCCAAUAUCUGUGGCCAGGCCGUCGACACAGAUAGUAGUGCCGCAGGCACCGUCCAAAUCACGACCGCUGGCGAGCCCACAGCACGCCUUGCGAGACCGGUACAUCGAGGUCUGGAGUCAUCGACUAGCCCUGAGCUCCACUCCGAGCUUUCUAGGGCUGACGAGCUUUUCGGCAGUUUACAACGACAGUGAAGCCAGUCUGAGGCACCACUCGCCUAUCACACCGCUGCAGUUGCCGCAGUUCAAUCCGCCCCGUGUGCAUGUUGUCCAUGCGGUCGACGACGACCAGACAAAGCUCGGCGCGGAAUUGCUCUCACUACUCUUCGAUGAUUUUGCACUGUACCGCCAGAUGGCCAUCGCUUGCGAGGAACGGAGUAGCAAAGGUAUCAUGGACUUGCCGGCCAUGUAUACCAUCUGCGAUGUCAUCGAGGGGAUGUACAGCAGCAUGCCGAGUCAUCUGGACCCGCAAUCGCGGUUGCUGGAGCUCUCCCAGCGGUUGUUCGAGGGCACUACCCGCGAGUUCAUCACGCACGCAAAGAUGACACUCGGCGAAUAUCUCGUUGCCCUCGCUGGCCGCUGGGAAGCUAUCGGCUUUAUUCUCACCAUGUCCGGCAUCUGUGCGGCUAACACAAUAGUCGACGAUCCGCUAUUCCACGGCCUAGAGCUCUCCGCCACCGACCACAAGAAUCUAGGGAUUCUGGCCACUGCUGGCAGCGAGCUAUGUCUGCAGUUCUGCGAGAGCGUGGGCGUGAUGAGCGACCCCCUCGGCUGGCUGUUGUUGCGACACAUCCACCUGCUGACCUUGGUUUGCGGCGACCACGACUAUCGGCCCCGAAAACGCCUUGGGGAGCUGUCGACCCUCCUGUUCGCCAUGGGCUAUCAUCAGCUCGACGCCGGAGAGCAUCUGCCGUUCUUCCUCGUUGAAGGACGGAAGCGACUCAUGGUGCUCGCCUAUGCCUCUGACAAGGAUCUGGCAACAUUUUUGGGCUGCCCGCCUCUGAUCGCUUACCGCUUCUGUCGCAUCCAGCUUCCCUUGGACUUAAAACCGGCCGAAGUGAUCGCCGGGUCAGCCGUGCGCGACGCCGCGAUUGCCAAACUGGAUACCAGAGGUUGGAAUACUCAGGAACCCAUCCCAGGAACCUCGUGGAGCCGGGUGGGUUUGCUGCUGGGCCACGUCCGCGAGCUUGUAUUGGAACUCUCGCUUGAUUGCCAGGAUCCGCAUAUCCAACAACGAGCCGAUGAAAUAUUGUCUUUGGCCCAGCAGGUGCGCAGUGAUCUGCCGUCCUAUCUACAGUGGGACGAAAGCACCGACACCGCCCUGCGGCAAACCAGCACCUUCGCUGUCUACAUUCAUCUUGAUCUGCUGUAUAGCCAAUUUCUCUUGCAGCGAAUUCUGCUCAAGUGGUCAUUGACAGGGCCUGAAGCCCUUGUCAGCCUCGCGCACCAGAUGCUCAAGGCAAUGCUUGCCCAGAUUGCCGUGGGUCAACGGUGCGGAAAUCCGUUCAGCGAACUUGGAUGGACGAUCCCUUAUUUUGGCCUCCCCGCAGCUGGGAUUCUGGCCAUCGAAGUCCUACGCCAGACGCAGAACACCCGCCCGUGGCCGAACGCGAGGCGCUUCCCCCGCUCCGAGGUGAUUCAGAACCUCAGCAUUCUCGCCUCGCACAUCCAGUACAUUAUCCUGCCGCAAAAAGGCAAUUACGAUAUCUGUCAACAGGGCCGCAAGGUUAUCUCAUACAUUUUGGACCACGUGCUCGCCGCGCCCACGGAUCCCAGCGCAUCAAUUCCUCUCUUGCCGAUCGACCUGAUUCCUGCGGACUGGCUGGAUGAGGAGUGGCUGAAUGAUGGGACGGACUUUGUCAAGUGGAUUGAGGAGAUCAAUUGGGAUGAGUGA
Molecule: messenger RNA, 2076 nt
Organism: Penicillium atrosanguineum
Lineage: Eukaryota; Fungi; Ascomycota; Eurotiomycetes; Eurotiales; Aspergillaceae
Exons: 4
Coding region: 1-2076 (691 amino acids)
Biological process (GO): regulation of DNA-templated transcription
Cellular component (GO): nucleus
Molecular function (GO): DNA-binding transcription factor activity, RNA polymerase II-specific; zinc ion binding
Source: RefSeq, a predicted model, not a curated record